CAUCAUAUCAUCGCAUUCCUCUACUUAACUUUGCCCAGUGCAGUUGUGUCUGUUUGUCCCAGUGAUUAGAAUUAAUUUCUACAAAAAAUUAUUUUUACAUUUAUAUAAAAAAUAAUCACCCGCUAAUUUAUACAAAAUGGUGUACAAAGUUCAGAACAAGUCCGAUUUCGAUGGUCAACUUACCGCUGCUGGCAGCAAAUUGGUUGUGGUUGACUUCUUUGCCCCAUGGUGUGGUCCAUGCAAGGUGAUUGCUCCAAGACUUGAUGAAUUGGCUGCUCAAUAUGGUGACAAAGUUGUCGUAAUUAAGGUUGAUGUAGAUGAAUGCGAAGAUAUCGCCAUGGAAUACAACAUUUCCAGCAUGCCUACAUUUGUUUUCAUCAAAAAUGGAGCUAAACUUUAUAGCUUUUCUGGUGCUAACGGUGAUAACUUGGCCAAACAUUUUGCCGAAUACGCAUGAUUUGUUUAAAUAAUUUUUAAUUCUUAAAUAAUUGUCCCUAAAUCCUUUAAGCAAAAAAACAACAAUAUUUUCCUUUUGUUUCAUUCAAAUAAAUAAAAAAUAAAUCAUGUUUUCUAUAUGGA
Messenger RNA from Episyrphus balteatus (marmalade hoverfly), 579 nucleotides. It is a transcript of the gene Trx2, whose product is annotated as thioredoxin-2. The transcript has 3 exons. The record is from RefSeq and is a predicted model, not a curated record. Gene Ontology annotation, molecular function: protein-disulfide reductase activity. Bases 137 to 457 code for a protein of 106 amino acids. NCBI's taxonomy places the organism in Eukaryota, Metazoa, Arthropoda, Insecta, Diptera, Syrphidae.